AUGCGCGCGCGCGCGCCGGCGUCCGCGGCGUCGUCGUCGACGCGCCGGACGUUCCGGAACGCGCGAACGACGCGCGCGGGGGGCGGCGGCGGACGCGAGACGACGCGGACGCGCGGAAGCGCGCGCGAAGGGCGAGCGACGCAAAGGCGCGACGUCGCGAGACGCGCGCAGUCGGACGCGAUGUACGGAAUCUCCACCGAACCGUCGGAUGAGGACGUGAAGACGUUUAAUAGAAUCAUUCAGGCGACGUCGUGGGAGGGCAUCGUGAGCAACGUCAAGGCGAGCGCGAACGGCGGUGAACUCACGACCGGCGUGCUCGGGGCGGGAUAUUUGGUGUUCACGGAGUCGAAAAAGCGAGGCGAGAACGAACAGACGCUCGGGGUGCUGCAGAACAUCAUUCAGGUGAUGACGCAGGCGUUGAUGACGAUGUCGGCGUCGCCGGCGCAGCGCGUGAUGGACGAGCUCAUGGAGCUUCCGGUGAGCGAGGAACGAAAGCUGGUGGAUAGGAUCGAGGAGGCGUAUAAUGAUGGCAUCGAUACCUACGCUAUCGCGGAGUGUUUGAGAGAUUUCAUUAAGAAUUUACAAGUGCAAGAGAUGUCGUUCGACCUCGAAGUCGCGAAGGCGAAGGAAGCCAAGUGGGACGACCAGAUCGCCAAGCUCGAGGUCUUGGCGCAAGAGCGCAUCGAGGCGCAAAAGCGCGCGAUGAACAUCCUUAAGCUCAUCGGCGCCGACGCGCCACCCGCGAUGCCUGCGAUGCCUGCGGUCGAUCCCAACGCGGCUGGCCCUUCGCCCGCGGCGGGCGCGUUCGAGGACCAAACCGACUGA
This is a messenger RNA of Ostreococcus lucimarinus CCE9901, 825 nucleotides long. RefSeq lists its product with no specific name. The transcript has a single exon. NCBI's taxonomy places the organism in Eukaryota, Viridiplantae, Chlorophyta, Mamiellophyceae, Mamiellales, Bathycoccaceae. The coding region runs from base 1 to 825 and encodes 274 amino acids. The record is from RefSeq and is a predicted model, not a curated record.